CUCCAUCUCCUCCCGGGUACCAGCCCGGCGCCGGCCGCGCGGGAGGAGAUGCUGCAGCCUCCCCGGCCCCCGACCCCUUAAAAACCAGCCCGGCCGGGCCCGCCCCCCACCCCGCAGCCCCGUGGCGGGCCGGGGGGGGAGGGCGAUGGAGUAGAGGAGCCCCCCGACUCCCCUCGCCCACCAGCCGGAGGGAUGGAGUUGAAGCGAUCCCUAUCCGCCCACCCGGAGGCGGGGAAGCCGCUGCGGCGCUACGGGGCCGUGGAGGACACCGAAUGGCAGGCGGAGGGCCCGGGGGCAAGUCGACUCGACAUCAUCUCCAUGGCCGAGACGACAAUGAUGCCCGAGGAGAUCGAGCUGGAGAUGGCCAAGAUCCAACGUCUUCGGGAAGUCUUAGUCAGACGCGAAUCGGAACUCAGGUUUAUGAUGGAUGACAUCCAGCUGUGCAAGGAUAUCAUGGACCUGAAGCAGGAGCUGCAGAAUUUAGUAGCCAUCCCAGAAAACGACAAAACAAAGAUGCAAAAGCAGAGAGAGGACGAGUUAAUCCUGAAGAUCCACAGACUGGUGCAGAAGAGAGAUUUCCUGGUGGACGACGCCGAAGUGGAACGACUGCGGGAACAAGAGGAAGACAAGGAAAUGGCCGAAUUUCUGAGAAUCAAGUUAAAACCUCUCGACAAAGUAACCAGAGCCUCAGUCAGUUCUCCGGCAGAAAAGAAGGUGGAGCCCCCUCCCUCCAAGCCCACCGUCACCAAGACGGGGCUGGCCCUCAUCAAGGAUUGCUGCGGGGCCGCCCAGUGCAGCAUCAUGUAGCCCCCUUCUCCGGCCGGCCGGCCGGCGACCCUCCGCCUCUCCGCCGCCGCUCGCCGGGGCCCGCCCGGACCGGGACCGGGCAGAGGGGUGCAGCCGUGCCCCGGGGGGGCCGGGGCCGCGGGGUCCGGCCGGCCUGUCCAGAAGACCGACAGGGAGUCCAUCCCUCCAUCCGUCCCUCAGUCUGAUCCCCGAGUCCGUCCGUCCGUCCCCGAGUCCGUGUUGCAUGGUCCCCUCCCAGGCGCGCGCGCAUGCUGAACGUAGGAGUCCGUCCGGCCCUCUCCCUUCUGUCCGCACAGGGAGGUCUCGAGGACAAGAGAAAAAGAAAAUCCCGUUGUGCAAACGAGGCGGGAGAGGGCCAUCCUCCCUCCCCCCGACCCCCACUCCCCAUGUACAACGGUGAGUGUCCACACAGUUCCGCGCUCUGUCGGAGCGGGCCGCCCCACCCUUGCGGUUCCUAGUCCGGGGAUCUCGGCCCGUGCCCGGGACGCCCCCGGCUCCCUCCCCCGGGCCUCUCCACGUGGCCCCUGCCACUUCCCAAUCCCAAAGCCCCAGCGAUGCGGAGCCAAGGCCGGGCCCGGGACAGCCAAGCUUCGCGUGGGGGCCAGGCAGGCCUAAAGGGAAGCAGGACGGGUAGGCCUCGGGGAGACGGGCAGGCCUCAGCGGGGACGCAGAACGGGUAGGCCUCGGGGGAACGGGUGGGCUUCGGGGGAACGGGUGGGCCUCGGGGGUCCGGGCGGGCCCAGGAGGGAUGGAGGGCACGGGCGGGCCUCGGGGGAGAUGGGCAGGCCUAGGGGGGUGCAGGACAGGUAGGCCUUGUGGGAGAGAGGCAGGCCGGGGGGUGUGCGGAGAGGGUGGACGGGCCCCGGGGGGCACGGGAAGGCCGCGGGGAGUGAGGGCGGGGCAACUCCACCUAUAACCCAAUGUCGGAUCGGCUCCCGGCUCCCACGAGGCCGCCCCGUCCUGCCCCGCCCCACCCCACACAUCCCCCAGCGUCCCCCGGCCGUCGCGGCGGCCCCGACCCGGGCCCCGGUGCCAAUCCUGAAGACGCCCCUCUCCUCCGCGUGCCGGGCCGGGGCCGAUCCAGGUGGCGGCGGCCCGGGCGUUCCCCCGGGCGGCUGGGGACGUCCCACGGUGGGAUGGCGGGGGGCUCCCUCAGAGCCGGUGCCCCGGGCUGCACCCCACCCCAAGCGACGAUCCCACCCGGUGCUCCCCUCCACCCACCGGGGCCCGGGCCGGAGCGGCGGAGCCCGACCCCACGCCUGCGUCUCGCCGUCCGGUGGCUUCUCCCCCCGCCCCCCGUCUGCCGGGGCCACCCGUGUCCCUCGGUCUCUUCGUCCGUUCACUCGCCGGCCGGGCCAGGGCUCGGGUGACCUAUGUGUGCGUGUGUGCGUGUGUGUGCGCGCGGGUGUCGUGACAGGCCCGAGUAGUUAAGUAACGCGAGAUUCGCUCACGUCCGUCUCCACACAAUAAACAAGGUGGUCAAGCA
Ornithorhynchus anatinus (platypus) is the source of this 2293-nucleotide messenger RNA. It is a transcript of the gene BMERB1, whose product is annotated as bMERB domain containing 1. Lineage: Eukaryota; Metazoa; Chordata; Mammalia; Monotremata; Ornithorhynchidae. The record is from RefSeq and is a predicted model, not a curated record. The coding region runs from base 193 to 807 and encodes 204 amino acids. Gene Ontology annotation, biological process: negative regulation of microtubule depolymerization. The transcript is spliced from 6 exons. Gene Ontology annotation, cellular component: microtubule cytoskeleton.